UGGUAACAGAGGAGAUAUUCUUGUUUAAAUACGUGAUAAUUUUAAGGACAUUGUAGUUGUGAUGUGAAAGGACUGGUAAAAAAUGUCGAUGGUCGAAGAGUCGCCAUUGAAAUUUUCGUUAUCCACGGAGUCAUUGUAGAGUUGUGCAGUGUUCAGGGUAUAUGGCAUAAUAACUGUCAUCGUUACAGAUAUUCGUCGUGACUUCGAUCCAGAACUCUUCCUGAUGUAGUUCAUAAAUAUGUGGUGGUUCUCAUUGAAAUACCAUUACCAAAUAUCUUUCUCCUAGAUUUCGUAAUGAAGUUUUGAUGUUGUAAACAAAUCGUGUAUUGUGUAUGAUAGCUGUUUUGAUUUGCUCCUGAUAUAUGCCUAGAGUGCUAAGUGUUUGCAAUGGCUCAAUUUUACCAGAUUGUAGGACAAGGGCCAUCGCUAACAUUAGAAGAUUUACAAAGAUACUGUCCAAAUAUAUGCUUGGAUGGUAUUAUAGUUAACCAAGAUGAACAACAGUAUGCUCAACAGCAGGUUGUGGUGCAACAAGCAGACCAGCCUAAUGAUAUCAUAGUUAGUGAAGGAGUACAACAACAACUGGUUGUUGGGGAUGGAUUACAGUAUCAGCAGCAAUAUAUCAUCCGACAUGAGCCACCUCCACCACCUCCACCUGGGCCGGAAUUUCAGCAACAACAGACACAACAGCAAACUCAACAUCAGCAGGCCUUACACAGACACCAGGUUUACUACACCUCUGAUUUACCUGUGGAUGCUCAGGUUGUAUUGCAACAGGCCCAACAGAUCAUUGAUGCAUCUUUGCAAACACAAAUGCAACAGGCAUCUCCACAACGCCCACAACAUUUGGUGAGUCCAGCGCAUGUGCUAUCUCAACCAACUGUGAUACAUCCUGGCCAGCAACCACCUCCACAGCCGCCGCCUCCUCCACCGCCACCGCCGCCACCGCAACAUACUCCACAACAGACACAGCAACAACAACAGAUGUCGCGGGCAUCACCGCAGCUCAUUCAACAUCUACAACAGCAACACCAGCAACAGCUACACUUGCAACAGCAGUUGCAGCAACAACAACUGCAACACCAACUGCAGCAGCAGCAACAUCAACACAUGCAGUCCCAACAGAUACCGCACCAACAAGUUGUAAUGCAUGCGGCUUACAUUAAUCAAACUGGGACGCCUACAAGGCAGGCACCGCCAAGAUUACUGAAUCAGGCCCUCGCUAACCCUGGCAGUGUGACUCUUGUAAGAACCCCAGUACGGACUGUGAGACCGCGCCGACCUGCGGCCCGAUCGCCUAUGGCGGCCUCGCCUAUGCAAGCUCCUACUAGGCUACUGAAUCCCCAGAUUCCACAGUCUCAAGUGGGCAGUCCUGUAGUGGGCGUGGGUGUGAACUCGGGCGCGAUCCGCGGCAGCGUAGCGGGCGCAGGGCGUGGCGCGGGCGCCGGUGUGACGGCGGGCGGGGCACGGAGCGGCGCCGCUCGCACACCGCGGCCCGCCUCGCCGCGCGUGCUCAACUCGCACGCGGCGCACGCGCAACACCGCCCGCCCCGCCCGCGCACGCCGCUCCUACAGCAACCACAGCACCAGUUGCAGCCACAAGUUUUGAGUCAGCAAGUCCACCAGCAGCAGUUAAAUCAACUGAAACUUGCUUCUCAUCAGCAACAAAUACUCAUCAGCCAACAGAACCAAAAUCACCCCACCCGUAUCAUUACACAACAAGGCACAAUAGUAAACACACAAAACUUAACACAGCAAUUGGCACAGCACGCAGUGGCUCAGACGAGUCAGAAUAACGGCCCAAUGCCACAACAGAAUACGCUUGCGGUCCAACAGAGAGCUUCUCCGCACCCGCAACAAGUACAGCAGCAAGUAAAAAAGGUCGUAGUUCAACCAAACAACGCCAACGACAUGGACGACUUAGAAGAGAGUAUCACUGCGGCGAUAUUAACAAAGCACACAGUUAACGAGAACAUGAACUCGCCCCAACAGUUCCAUACACCACCGCCACCUCUUAGACAAUCCCACCCCGGAACACCCGUUCCUCAGCAACACCAACAAUUAACCUUCAGCUCCCAACAAAAUUAUCAACAGCAACAAGUUGCGUAUGACCAAAGCCAUAUACAGCAACAUCCGCAGACCCUAAGCCAGUUGUUAAUGGAACCCGAUUCCCUGGAGGAAGAAAGGCAAGUGGUCACUCUGACGAAUGGACAGAGAAUAACAUUGGCUGAAUACAAACGAAUGCAGCAACCUGCGCGUACAGCAGUGCAGCAGCAAGUCAGGGAAACGGGGAGGCAAACCUUAGUUAGAAGUAAAGAGCAGCCAAGACCUGUCCAAAGAGUUACACCUAUGCAAACACAACCAGCGCUACAACAUGACAACAAUGAAGUUCCUAGUGGGCCUUCGGAACAACAGUCGGAGCCACAAUCAGCUAAAAUGUUAAUUUUCCUUCAAAACGGUGAGCAGAGGCUAAUAACUUUCACACUCCCUAAAGAAAGUUGUACUCUUCAAGAAGUUCUAGAACAGGUCAAUGUUCCAUUCUCUGAAGACACACAUAUACAAUGUAUGCAAAAUACAAGUAGUGAAAUAGAUUAUUUUGUCUCUGUUGGCUCAACCACCAGAAUUGAAGAAAUGUUAGAAAACCAUCCAAUGCUGGUUGGCGAUUUAAGUAGUAGAAGUUCCCCAAGUGUUAUGCCACAACAACAGAGUAGUGAAAUGUCGACACCGGAGAAAUCCUCCUGUCCUGAUAAUGUAAGCAACAGUCCCGAAUCUCCGGGCCAGCGCUCGCCGCCGCCGCGCUACGUGGACGGCAUGCUGGCUCUGUGCAAGUCCUGCGGUUACACAGGAUUCGACUUUAGCCGGUGUCAGAGAUGUAAGCGAGUUUUCACUGAAGAACCUAAAAGUGUUCCAAUAGCAAGUAAGAAAGCAGAACAAAAGAAAAAGGAACCUGAAAAAACGACUGUAGAAAAACCAAACAUUUGUGGUGAAGGUAUUAAAUUAAAUUUGUUAAAAACUACAAUGAAGACUGUAAAUAAUAAAACUCCUGUCCAGGAGAAAAAGCAACCAAGGGUAAGAAAACCACGUGGGAAGCAGCCUGAUCCUGAACCGGUCAUACUAACGUUAAGUUCCGACGAAGAGGAUUCUAAUAGCUCUAUGUUAAGUAAUCAGCAUGAACACUCAAUAAGCAUGAAAGAGCCGUCUCUAAGCGAAAUCGAAGGGGGCACACCAGAUAGUGGCAUUGGAAUGGAUCAUGAUGAUCAUAGUAGAGAUGAAAUUUUACCAGCACUUCCAGGAAUUGUCACGUCUCUUAACUGUAGAACAAUCCGGAUUGGAUCUUACAGAUAUACACCAAAAGAAAAGGUAUACAUAUCACAUAAGGGUAUUAAAAUUGUUGCACCAUCAUUGAAAAAUGAAAGUAAAGAUGUAGCUCUUCAAAUACAAUUAAAAGAAGUUGUAAGAAUAUUGGUACAUUUUGGCAAAGGUUUACCAAUUAUUUUUUUGUACACAAUGAGCAAAUGUGGAGCUUAUAUAAGAAAAGUUCUUGAUAUGUCUGAGGAUUCAGGCCCAUAUUACAAUCCAAUGUCAAAAAUUGAUCCAUAUAAAAGAAUAACACUUUUACCUGAUGCAAUAUCAGAAGAAGCAAAAGUGACCUUUAAAUCGUUAUUUGGUAAAGUGAUGGACGAGUUGAAUGCGAGAGAAGCCAACGACAUUUUGGUUAGGACGUGUCCAAAAGAAAGUAACAAUGUGACAAAAAUGGCAACCAGAUCACUCAGUGCUUCCAGUACAUCCGGAGCUAAGAGCUCCAACCCGGCUGAAAUAAGACAGAUAUUGAUAUAUCCUCCUGGAAAAGGAGGAAUUCCUAUAAACACAGAAGAUUAUAUGUGCCUAGCUCAAGAUCAAUUUUUGAACGAUGUUAUUAUUGAUUUCUACUUAAAACACUUGGUUCAUGAUGUUUUAACACCAAGCCAGAGAGAGAAGACUCAUAUAUUUAGCACAUUCUUUUAUAAAAGGCUCACAACUAAACCUAGUAAAGUAAAUAAAAGUUCAAAUCCACAUGAAUGGGAUAGCAGUUUGACUCCGGCUCAGAAACGACACGCACGAGUAAAAACAUGGACAAAAAAUGUGAAUAUAUUCGAUAAAGACUACAUCGUAGUUCCUAUUAACGAGAAUUGUCACUGGUUUGUGGCAAUAAUUUGCUUUCCAAGCCAAGAUGGCUGUAGGAGCAUGAUAGAUAACAGAACAGUAACCCCACAAGAAAUCAAAAAGAGAGAACGGAGGUCAUCUAUGCAAAUCGGAAACACAACAAUCACACCAUUAACAAAACAGGAGCAGCUUACAUUAAGUUGCGAUUCUGAUAACCUCAGUGAACGAGAUGAGGCUGAAGCAGAGGAAAGUGAUUUAGAUAUGCAAUGUGAUACUGAUGAAGAGGAUGCAGAGAAAACCGUUGUUGAAAAGAAACCUGACAUACCGAUUGUAGGAAAAACGGAACCCAUAAAACAACCAUGUAUUUUGAUAUUCGACUCACUAGCGGGAGCGUCGAGGUCCAGGGUGGUAGCGACGUUACGUGACUACUUGACGUGCGAGUUUCAAGCAAAAAUAUCUCAACAUAAGAUAUUCAAUAAAGACAAUAUAAAAGGUAGUUGUCCAAAAAUACCUCAACAAAACAAUUUUACGGAUUGUGGCUUAUACUUGUUGCAGUAUGUUGAGCAUUUUUUUAAGCAUCCUAUUUUAGAUUAUUCUCUGCCCAUUAAACAGCUCGCAAAUUGGUUUGAUGAAAUAGUAGUCACAAGAAAAAGAGAAGAGAUCUCAAUAUUACUCAAAACUCUGAUGCAUAAAUAUAACCCAGAAUCGCAUUUGACUUUACCUGAUAUUACAUUCCCUACUUUAAAUGGUAAAUUAAUAGAAACUGAAGAUCAGCAAGAAGAAGGAUCUGAUGGAGAUAAAGGAAACUCAAGCAAAUCUAACAAAACAGAUGGGAAAGACUCAGACGCACCAACAUUAACAUUUGUUAAACAAAUUCCUGUGGGCGAUAUAUUAGUUAAACGUAAUUUCGCAGACUCUACGGACACUAUACAUUUACGGAAAACAAUCCGGCUCUCGAGUGACGCUGAACACAGAUCCAUGGUGCAAAUUAAACAAGAAUUUCUAAAGAAAGGGGACAAUGAAAAUCAAAUAUUAAUACCAAUUAAAUUACAUACUAGUGACCUGGUUAAAGACAUUCAAAAUACGUUAAUAGUUAAUAAAAAUAAUAAAACAAUUGGUGAUAAAAAACAUGGUGUACAUAAUCAAAAUAUCACUGGCUUGAACUGUAAUCGGCAGAAUGUUAGUGAAAGUGAUAGUAAUUCAUUUCUUAAAUCUCGGAGAGUGAAUAAACUUGAAGACGUUAUGAAUGAAUCAAAUAAUAAAAAAUUCAAACGCAAUGAGUGUUGAAACAUGCUGUUGCCUGUCCAUAUAACAUGUCUAUUAAAUUAUUACUAAUUCAAUGAAGUGUAUAGUUGUUUCAUGGACUUGUAAAUAUUAGUUAAUGCUAACCUGUAUUUAAUACCUAUUUUAUAAAAAUAAUGUAAAGUUUAAAAUUUUACUUAUGUAUAAUAUUAGCUUCCACAAAUACAAGAAAGUAAUUAUAAGAACGACUUUAUCUUUUCUUUCUUUAUACAUUUUUUAAUAGAAUUUGAAAUAUGUAGUCAACAUUUGAAUUUCCUUGGCAAUUUUAGUCUUGAUGUUAUCACCAUUUUUAGUUCUGAAGGAAUAUGGUGGCUUCGCCACACAGAUUUGUGUGUACGAAAAGCCACGUGAUGUGCUGGCAAACAUUCUUUGUUACUAUUGGAUGCAUCUGAAUGUUAUGCCAGCACAUCCCGGGGGAUUUUCGUAAUAUUUAGCUAGACAACUGUCUCCUUUUUUAUUCUCUAGGAAUGGUAAGGGUACACUGUUAUGAAUUUAACAAAUAGUAAAUACGAAUAGCUCUGUGAAACGUUGGCGUAAAAUUGUUAACAAUAUUAAAGACUUCGAUUCACCACCAACGCUCAAAAUAUGACCUAAUAAAGAAGUGCUUGAAAACCGAUUAAGCACUACUUUGUUCAUAGUCAAUAUGCUGAAGAACUCCGUGAAAAAAUGCGAAUAAAUUUCGCUAUACAUAGCUUGGGAGCCGGUAGCAGUAAUUUUUAUGAUUUCAUGGUCUGGCAGAGAGGUUGAUAAUAUUAGAGAACUAAGUAAAAUAAUCAUUUUAAACAAUUCUGCCAUUCAUUAAUUGCUGUAAUAUCAAAUAGGAGCUUGCUAAAAAUGUUAUUUAUGCAAUGUUGUAUAAUGAGGGGUAUUGUAACACGAAUGUGUGUUUAUGUUAUUAGUACCACACAAGUGUUUUAAUACCUUAAUUAUGAACAGUUCUCUACAAGACUCCAUCCACAGCCAUGAUAUGAAUCCUCUAUAAAAGAUUCUGAAACCAUAGGGCGUUCUAAGAACUUAAAAUUCAUCAAAUGUUUGGUUUGGUUUUGACGCUGUGGUAGUGAAACAAGCAUCAAU
Chilo suppressalis (striped riceborer) is the source of this 6519-nucleotide messenger RNA. The record is from the annotation of a GenBank genome assembly. NCBI's taxonomy places the organism in Eukaryota, Metazoa, Arthropoda, Insecta, Lepidoptera, Crambidae.